Messenger RNA from Gloeophyllum trabeum ATCC 11539, 894 nucleotides. Its product is annotated as RnaseH-domain-containing protein. Lineage: Eukaryota; Fungi; Basidiomycota; Agaricomycetes; Gloeophyllales; Gloeophyllaceae. The annotation marks the transcript as partial. Gene Ontology annotation, biological process: DNA replication, removal of RNA primer. Gene Ontology annotation, molecular function: nucleic acid binding; RNA-DNA hybrid ribonuclease activity. The transcript is spliced from 3 exons. The record is from RefSeq and is a predicted model, not a curated record.
GCAAUUAGGGUACCAGGCCCAGACCAAAGCAACCAAGCCGGAGAACUUACUGCUAUACUAGUUGCCCUACAAACAAUCCCCACCUUCCGCCCAAUAACCUUCAUCACUGACUCGAUGUACGUCAUAGAAGGCUUGACUCGCCACCUAGGUACCUGGGAAGACCAAGGAUGGAUAAACAUCGAAAAUAGCACCCUCUUCCAUGCGACAGCAUACCACUUACGAAUUCGAUCUGCUACCACAGCGUUCCAAUGGGUAAAGGGCCAUAACGGUGACCCAGGCAAUGAAGCCGCUGAUGCCCUAGCGAGGGAAGGAGCCGAAAAAGACCAGCCUGACGAGAUAGACCUCACCGUCCCGGCAAACUUUGCCCUCCCCGGUGUGAAACUAUCUGCACUCACCCAGCACCUCGCCUAUGAAGCUAUCCGAGCACGGAAAGUCGCCACCACUCAACCGCGCAAACAUGCAACCUACAAUAUUUCCCGGAUGCGAGAUGGACUCCACGAUUUGUGGAACUCUUGCCGCAACCUAAACCUGCGACCACUAGUCAGACAAUUUCUCUACAAGGCCAUUCAAAGAGCGCACAAGAUCGGGGACUACUGGCUCCCCAUCGCGGGCUACGAAACCCGUGCCAUAUGCCCUACCUGUGAGGACUGCUCCGACAACCUAGAUCACAUACUGCUUGAAUGUCUAACACCAGCCCGAGUCUGGAUGCUUACCCAAGACCUAUGGCCAGACUCCUUUGGCCCUUGGCCAGCCCUUAAUUUUGGGGCCUUGCUGAGCUGUGGCAAACUUGCACCCCCACUCACGAAACCCCACCCCGGGGCCUCCCGGCUUCUUCAAAUCUUAGUAUCCGAAGCCAUCUACCUCCUAUGGGUCCUUAGGUGCGAACGCGUUAUC